CUCGAACGACAAACUUGGCACAACUCUGGUGUGUUACAGCUACGCGAGUACACGCUGACGGAAACGUAUCACGAGGACGACGUCGAGGUGGAAUUCGUCAGCAACGACAAUCUGCUAGCCAGCAAUCCGACUCCUAGGGGGAUCGAUCCGAACAGGGACCUGAACGAGGCCAUCGCCGAGGAACGGAAGGAAAUGGACACUCAGAGAUACAGGUAUUGGACGACGACGGGGAACGGUCAAAUGGUGACCGAGGUUCCACGGGACAACAAGGCGGCGAUCAUGGACAGCAUCGCCUCGUCGUACGCGUUGCAGAGGCCGAGGUUCGCCGCGACUACUCCCCCGAAGCUCGCGAAACUCGACGGCAAAAGCGGAGGCUGGCCUUAUUACCAGAAGUACAAGCAGCAGGCGGAGGCGCAAAAGGCGCAAAUCUUCGAGGACAUCCAAAGGAAAAUGGCGAACGCGACGAGCGGGAACAGCAUAGGGAUCCAUUCGUGGAAUUCGAGCGACACGGCGGGCCAACGGCAACACAGGCUCAGGAUGAAACAUCAUCGGCUGACGUCCAAGGGGAAACGGUUGAGGACGCGCCCGCCGAGGGACUGCAAGGUGGGAGAGUGGGGCCCGUGGAGCGCGUGCAGUCGUAGCUGCGGGGUAGGUGAGACGCAGAGGACGCGGAAGAUCACGAUAAAACCGCGGCGCGGCGGAUCAUCGUGUCCACCGCUGAAGGAGACCAAGUGGUGCGGCAGCGCGAGCCCCUGCACCGACGGCAAAUCCAUCCUGGACAGCUAUCAAUGGUAGUCGUGGUGAAACGAUCCCGCCAACGACGUACGCGUCGACUCGAGAUGAUUUACCCCGAACGAUCUGGAAGAAGUGGGAGGAUUGAGAGGGGGGCCCAGCAUGGGGCUCGGCCUGGGGGAUAUACCUAGGCGAACACGGGCGGAUCGUUGCCCGCUGGAUUGCGUCGAUAAAACGUCUAUCGUAGUCGUAGCGCCAAAGAUUUCGCGGGGGUGGGGACGCGUCGAUAUUAACGAAUCGACGAUCGAUCGAGAAUUGGAUUUUUCAUCAUUCGUUCGACAGUUUCGUUAUACGU
Apis florea (little honeybee) is the source of this 1087-nucleotide messenger RNA. RefSeq lists its product as uncharacterized. Gene Ontology annotation, biological process: cell adhesion. NCBI's taxonomy places the organism in Eukaryota, Metazoa, Arthropoda, Insecta, Hymenoptera, Apidae. The record is from RefSeq and is a predicted model, not a curated record. Gene Ontology annotation, cellular component: extracellular matrix.